CGUGUCUCGUGUAUGUUCUCACUAAAGCCAAAAAUGUCAACCACCAUCGAUAUCCCAGAAUCAAGUAAAGUUGUGGUUGCGGCACCACUAAGGCCAGGAGGAUGGAAAAAAGGGUGUUUCUCACUCUAGCCACUGCCGGUGCUGCUUCAGCUGCUGCCGUAGUUUACUUAGCACACAACGGUGAUCAGGACACGAACUGGUUAGCCAUAUGCAACCAAUUUGGAGACUUUUGUGCCCAGACCAGUGCAGCUGUGGUGUCAUCGUUCGUUGCCGUUGUUGUCUUAGUAUUGGUUAUUGUGAUGUCUGCUUUAGCAAUUGGCAAGCCUUGAAAAUUAACGUAUUGGGGCUUUUAAGUUAAAUGAACUAUUGCAGUUAUAUAUAAAUAUUUUGCAUGUUCUAUUUGUUUCCGAAGUAUGAUGUGCUAAUUAUAAGUAACACCUCGGCUUGUUUUAAUUUCCUCCAAGUAUGAUGUGCUAAUUCAUUACUUGUAUACAUCUGGUCAUUCUAAUAUUAUAUGCACAGUUUCAAUUUCA
Molecule: messenger RNA, 533 nt
Organism: Vigna umbellata (rice bean)
Lineage: Eukaryota; Viridiplantae; Streptophyta; Magnoliopsida; Fabales; Fabaceae
Source: RefSeq, a predicted model, not a curated record